Molecule: messenger RNA, 5812 nt
Organism: Dromaius novaehollandiae (emu)
Lineage: Eukaryota; Metazoa; Chordata; Aves; Casuariiformes; Dromaiidae
Gene: RAP1GAP2
Product: RAP1 GTPase activating protein 2
Exons: 26
Coding region: 54-2369 (771 amino acids)
Biological process (GO): activation of GTPase activity; regulation of small GTPase mediated signal transduction
Cellular component (GO): cytoplasm; plasma membrane
Molecular function (GO): GTPase activator activity
Source: RefSeq, a predicted model, not a curated record
CGCCGGGGCUCUGCCGCGCCCCCGGCACCGGCCCCGGCACCGGCCCCGGCACCAUGGCCUCGGGGAAGGCGGCGGGCGAGCGGCGCUGGGAGCUGGUGCGCUGGUACGUGAGAGAAGGCCGGUUUCGCAUCGAGGAGAGGACGCUGACGGCUUUCCAGUGGCUGCACUCGCCCCAGCAGCACCGCAUCGUCAGCCGGGCGGACCUGGGCUCGCCCAGCAGGAUUGACAAGACGAUGCUCGCCAGCCUGAAGAUCAAGAAGCAGGAGCUGCUGGCCGGCGCGGAUGGGCCUCUGCCGGACCGGCCCCUGUCCCCGCCGCUCACCGCCCCCCCGACCAUGAAGUCUGCAGAAUUCUUUGAAAUGCUGGAAAAAAUGCAGGCACCAAAACUCGAAGAACAGAGAACUGGAAGCCAAAAACAUAAGGAGGACUACAUCCCGUACCCCAGCAUCGAGGAGGUCGUGGAGAAGGGGGGCCCGUACCCCCUCAUCAUCCUGCCCCAGUUCGGGGGGUACUGGAUCGAAGACCCCGAGAACCUGGGCACCCCCACCUCGUCCGACAGCAGCGUCUGCGAGGAGGAGGAGGAGGGCCUGAGCCCCGGCGCCGGCGGGUACCGGCUGGAGUGCAAGGGGGAGGCCAGAGCCUACCGGAGGCACUUCCUGGGCAAGGAUCAUUUAAAUUUUUACUGUACAGCCAGCAGCCUCGGAAACCUGAUCCUUUCUAUUAAGUGUGAAGAGGCAGAUGGCACUGAAUAUUUAAGGAUUAUACUCAGGUCUAAGGUGAAGACGGUGCACGAGAGGAUCCCCCUGGCCGGGUUUAGCAAGCUCCCCAGCAUCCCGCAGAUCGCCAAGGCUUUCUGCGACGACGCCGCGGGACUGAAGUUCAACCCGGUGCUGUACCCCAAGGCGUCCCAGAUGAUAGUGUCUUACGACGAGCAUGAAGUCAACAAUACGUUCAAGUUUGGGGUGAUCUACCAGAAGUUCAGGCAGACCCUUGAGGAAGAGUUGUUUGGAAAUAACGAAGAGAGUCCUGCCUUCAAAAGCUUCUUGAGUUUGCUGGGAGACACCAUAACGCUGCAGGACUUUAAAGGCUUCCGCGGCGGGCUGGACGUCAGCCACGGGCAGACGGGCGCCGAGUCGGUGUUCACCACCUUCCGGGAGAGGGAGAUCAUGUUCCACGUCUCCACGAAGCUGCCCUUCACCGACGGGGACGCGCAGCAGCUGCAGAGGAAGCGGCACAUCGGGAACGACAUCGUGGCGGUCGUCUUCCAGGAGGAGAACACGCCCUUCGUGCCGGACAUGAUCGCCUCCAACUUCCUGCACGCCUACGUCGUGGUGCAGGUGGAAGACCCCGCGGCGGACGCCGCCUCCUACAAGGUGUCGGUCACGGCGCGGGAAGACGUCCCCUCCUUCGGCCCGCCUCUGCCCAGCCCGCCGGUGUUCCAAAAAAGCCCCGAGUUCAGGGAGUUCCUGCUCACCAAGCUCAUCAACGCCGAAAACGCCUGCUGCAAGUCUGACAAGUUUGCCAAGCUGGAGGACCGGACGCGGGCCGCGCUGCUGGACAACCUCCACGACGAGCUACACGGGCACACGCAAGCCAUGCUGGGGCUGGGGCCGGAGGAGGACAAGCUUGAGAACGGCGGCCACGGGGGCUUUCUGGAGUCAUUUAAGCGCGCCAUCCGGGUGCGCAGCCACUCCAUGGAGACCAUGGCGGGCAGCCAGCGGCGGCACCACGGCGGCGGCAUCCCCGGCAGCCUCAGCGGCGGCAUCGCCCACAACAGCGCCGAGGUCACCAAGACCACCUUCGCGCCUCCGGUGCCGGUGGCUGCAGCCAAGAACCAGUCGCGGAGCCCCAUCAAGCGCCGCUCGGGGCUGUUCCCGCGCCUGCACACGGGCUCCGAGAGCCAGCCGGAGGGCAGGGCGCGAUGUGACAGCGUUUCCGGGGCCCAGAAGGUGCCGGACACGGGACAUUCGGCUCAAGAGACGAAGCCCGAAACCUCGUCCAACCCCAGCUCCCCCGAGAUAUGCCCCAGCAAGGAGCGGCCGUUCAUCAAGCUGAAGGAGAACGGGCGGCCCAACAUCUCGCGCUCCUCCUCCAGCACGAGCAGCUUCAGCAGCACGGCGGGCGAGAGCGAGACGCUGGAGGAGUACGACAGCGUGGGAAGCCAGCCGUCCACCGCCUCGCCCUUCAGGCAGGACGUGUUCGUCUACAGCGCGUCGCCCGGCGGCGAGAGCCCGAGCGGGGCCGUGGCCACCCCCGUCAUCAUGAGCCGGAGCCCCACGGCAGAUAUAAAGAACAGAAACUCUCCAAGGUCAAACCUGAAGUUUCGCUUCGAUAAGCUCAGCCACUGCAGCUCCAGCACGAGUCACUAGCAGGAAAAAGAAGUCACCGACUUUUAAAAGAGAAUUUCUGUGUCGGCAAAGGGACCCCCGUCUCCAGCGCCCCGCGGGACAGCGGUGCCGCCAGGCGCCUUCGCCGGCUCGGCCGAGCCCCCCCAGCAGCAACGGCGACGGAGCUGCCCCGAUCCGGCAUCCUGCUGCGGCCGGUGCUGGGGGCCGCGGGACGGGCGCCCCGCUGUCCCGGCGCCUGCAGGCAUCGUUCUCCGGGGGAAACGCUUUGGUUUUCCCCCUUUUUCCCCGGUUUGGGUGGCAGCCGGUCAGGCACGAGCACAAGCACUUUGGGGGCUGCGUGUCCGCCCCGGGCGGCCGGGUCCGGUGCCGCCUCCCGCUGCGGGCCGGCUCCUCGUCCCCGGGCGCUCAGCACCGGCGCCGGCUCGGCCGCCUUCUCCCCCGCGCCGCCGGCAGCCGCCGGUUUCCGUGAGCUCCGGGCCGGGAGCCGGCGGAGCGGGGCCCGUGCGGGUCGGUUCUCCGGCCGCCGGCCCGUGCGGGGAGGUGGGACGGUUCGCGUGGCCGCUGCGCUUUUCCCCACGUGAAACUCCCACCCCGGCCCUGGGGAGACCAACCGAAGCUAAAGCGGCCGUAUAGCUAAACAGUAAAAUUGGCGCUGCGAAAGAGCUUAGUCGAUGGGCUGGAUCUACAGGCAGGCAGACGCAUAAACCUCCAGGACCGCGGCACGAGGCUGCCUUGCCCCUUGCAGCAUCCGUCCCUCUGCUUCUGGCUGUGCUCGUUGGCUCCGAGAGAUGGGGACCGAGUCCUGUAAGGCGACUUCCCCGCAGCGCCCUUUCCAAGGAGCGCCCCUCCGGAAGGGCCACCGCAGCCCUUUGGGGCCUGCAGAGCUUUACCUAGGGUUUUCCGCAGUCUGUCCAGGAACUUCAGGAUGCUCCAAGGUUCCCCUUAGCGGUUUUCUAAACGAUACGCUGCAAUUUUGGGAUCUUUGCAAAAAAUAUCUUAUGAAAUUAAGUUUUUGAUUUCAAGUGAAAACAAAUUUUUGCGUAGGAACUCGUCCUGAAUGAAAACAAAACAUUGACUCCUAAAGUUAAUUUUACAUAUUUGGAGUUCAGAGGGGCACAAAAGUACCUGACAGCUAAUUUUAUGAUACGGAUGCAAAAUUGCACGUCUAGAAACAGGCUCCCAAAUGCUGGAACCGGGACCGUGGCAGCCAUCCCAGCGGAUGGCUUUCGGUGCCGCCGCUGGGGUUUCCCAGGGUUGAGCCGGUGCCGUGGGAUGCCGUGGUGGCUCGGAGAAGCCCAGGAAGAGCGCUGAGCUUCUCCGUGGAGGCAAAUGCCUGUAGGACCAGCCCAUCACCCCCUUCCCUCCCCACCCGGACCAGAGCAAAACCAACCCAGCCCCUUCGCUAGCCUAGGGCUCUGCAUGGUACUAGUUAACAACCUUCGUAUGAGGUGCGUACGGGUGCUCCCACUUAUGCAUGUAAUUUAUCCAUUUGAAGGGAAAAACUGUAGUCCUAAUGGGAGAGGAAUCAAGUUAAAGAAAGAAAUGCGAUGUGAAACAGCAGAGAACAGCUUCGCGGCAUCGACUGUGCUGUACGGGGUUAUCAAGUACGAGUAACCACCCGUGAUCACACUCCCUUCCGCUUUCCUUGAGUUGGGUUUAAACGGAGUUUAGACCUCCAGACCUUAUUUGCAAGAGGAAAAGCACAAUGUGUUUAGCCUGGUUUGUAGCUCGCUCUAGAUGUCUCAGGUUCCCAAUACUUUGGUGUUCAGCACUUCUGUCUGGGUAUGCUUCAGCACUUUUACAUCCAUCCCCACCUCUUCCCUUAGCAGCUCUUUGUUUGGUUUUCUUAUGCCAGGCAGUGAAAUACUGAUUGGUGGAAAAACUUGCUUUGAGGUUAUGUUUUUGGGUUUUUUUUUCCCCUAAGAAAUUGCUUGAUGUCAUCGCUCGCAUGGGUGUUGAUCUCUGUGAGAUCUUUCAGCGGAAGAUGCAGUGUCUACUGUGGGCUGGGUGUAUUUUUUUCAUUUUGUUUUGUUUUGUUUUUUUUACUUGAAACUGUGACUUUCCUUUUUGACCUGGAUUGAUAUUUUUUUUAGAGUUAUUUGAAUGUGAUUUAAAGGGGUGCAGGACAGCUUGAAACUACAGGGAGAGGGAUGCAACGACCCGGACUUGUCUUUAAGCGUCCUGGGACGGGAGAGGAGCAGGAGAGACGAGGGCUGGGACAAAGCUUUCCAGUUGCUCCCGAGCGUUUUGUGCUGUUUGCAAAGCGCUCCUCAUGGCUAGUCGUAAAAGCCUGCUACAGGAUCCGUAAGGACCACCGGGCUUUUAGCGCUCCCGUCCUCGCCGAGCUCUCGCGUGGUGCCUGCCUCGCAGUCGUGCGCGCUGCCUUUGCCUCCCGCGUCCCGUCCUGAGCCGUCGUGCCGCUGCGCUGGCACCGCCGGGCCGCCUCCAGCUCGGAGGCAUUUGCACCUCAGUGGGGGCGAAGAUGUUCCUGUGUGUCCUGCAAAAGGUUUUGGGCCGAACUCAUAUAUAUAUAUAUAUCAGUUAUAUAUAUAUAUUUAUAUAUUUUUAUAUAUAUAUUUAUAUAUAUAUAAAAUAUAUAUAUAUAUGUAAAACAAAGGAUCCUUAAUCAACACUAAAACUAUUGGGCAGUGCAUUUUUUUUCAUUUUUGAGAGAGAAACGGGUUUUACUCUUAAGCGAUGGCUAAGGCGGUUGUAGGUCCGUUUGGCCACGCAGCCGUGCCCCGGGGGUGUCCGGCACCAGCUGCUCCCGUGCUAAUGCGGGCGCUGCGGCAGCGCAAACCCUGGAUGUUGCCGUGAUUCCUGAAAAGGCGCUCGGAGCGAGGACAAGGGCCACAGCUCUGCUGCCACGGGGCUACGCUGCAGCGCGACGGCCGAGUGCUUUUCCCGAGGGAAAAGGGAUGCUCCCGCGCACGGAGCUGACCUCCUCCCAGGAGCCGGGGGGUCUCGAGGGGCCGGGACGCGUCGCUGGCGUGGCGGGACCUGCGCACCCCGGCCGCGGGUCGGGCUCGGGGACUUCGCGGCGGCAGAGCGGAGCACCGCUGCAGCUCGUGCCUGCGCCGCCUUGCUUGCCUUCACGCUUCUGCCCCGCCAGAGCUGGCAAAGACACCCUCGUUUUCCAGCAUGCUUUCAUUAUUUUUAAUGAAUGUAGCACUGCGUAUGUCCUGCAAAGGAAAAUGCUGAAUUUGUAUCAUUAGGAUGUGAAGAGAGUUUAUAGAGUGAAAAAAACCUUGAAGAGAUGUAUCUGACAAAAUAUUAUUUUUUCGUAGAGAGGCGGUGCUUUGUAGUUCCUGGUGGCCUAUGUCUGUUGUAAAUAAUGUACAUUUAAUUUAUUGCUAUGGUAGCAGAUUGUAUUUGUUAUGUAUAAAACUAAAGGUUCACAAAUGUAUAUUUUGUUGCUUAAAUGUGUCUUUGCAAAAUCCACAAUAAAUAACAUAUUUUGUGUC